Molecule: messenger RNA, 171 nt
Organism: Nakaseomyces glabratus
Lineage: Eukaryota; Fungi; Ascomycota; Saccharomycetes; Saccharomycetales; Saccharomycetaceae
Gene: ATP18
Product: F1F0 ATP synthase subunit i
Biological process (GO): proton motive force-driven ATP synthesis
Molecular function (GO): proton-transporting ATP synthase activity, rotational mechanism
Source: RefSeq, a predicted model, not a curated record
AUGAUUAAGAGAUUUCAAUUUCCAGUCCUGAAGACUUACUGGCCAUUCUUCGCCGCUGGUGCAGUUGUGUACUAUGGUGUCAGCAAAGCCGCCACUGCCAUGUCCAACAGUGAAGAAUUUAUCAAUGAUCCAAGAAACCCACGUUUCCACAGAGGUGAGAAGCCUUUGUAA